Molecule: messenger RNA, 1811 nt
Organism: Mytilus trossulus (common blue mussel)
Lineage: Eukaryota; Metazoa; Mollusca; Bivalvia; Mytilida; Mytilidae
Exons: 8
Coding region: 121-1758 (545 amino acids)
Source: RefSeq, a predicted model, not a curated record
CUUUAAUCAUGUGAUAAUAUGUCCCACGUGCUCUUAAAAUUUUGAAAAUUUAUAUUGUUUUCGCCGAGACAAUUUUGUUCAGUUGUUUAGUUUAGGCUUUAGCUGAGCAUCUUUACCGUCAUGGAGUGUAGAAGUGUAUUCCUACUGUUGUUGAUUUGCGUUGCACAGUCAUGGUGUCACUUGUGUCUUAUAUUCCCAGAACAGAGAGGGGAUAUGGAUAUCACAAGGAGUGGUAGUAGUACCUGCUUCAGACAUGGUUCUCCAUGCGGAGGACAAGCACCUGAAACGCCGGGAGUUACUCCGUAUAUGGGCGGACAACAGAUGUGGAUUAAAAUCCAACAGAAUUAUAAUCACUAUGAAGUUGGGUUUCCAGGAUAUAUGGAUAUUGCUAUAGCUCCACUAAAUAGCCUUGACUUCCAGAUGUUGGCAUUUACGCCAGAUUAUUAUGUGCAUGCGCAGGAUCAUGUGAAGAAUUUCACAACUAUAGUGGUGCUGCCUAACAUUGAUUGUGACCACUGUGUGAUUCGAGCACGUUACAACCCUCAUAAACCGGGGGAAACAAUUUUCUAUCAAUGUGCUGAUAUCAAAAUCAAGAAGUCUGAUGGAUUAUCACAAACCCCACCAAUGUCUCUUCCUCCAUUGUCACAGAGCCUCGAUCCGGAGUAUAGAACUGUCAGAAAGAAGAUGGAUGUAUUGAGAUACAGAAAUAGGUUUGGACCGAAAAUGGACAAACAAUAUAUCUUCGGACUAUCAUAUAACCCAUUUGACAAAGCUAUAGUAAAUUUCAUGAACAUUUCUUUAACAACAGGUUACCCUAAAUACUUCGAUGGAGUCGAUUUAGUGAUUAUUGAAUCUAAACUAAAAAAUGAUGUUACAAAACGAAAAUCAACUACCAGGGAAACUGAAAAGAUUUUUGGUUACAUCUGUGCCGCUAUUGGUGCCAUAAAUUCAAGGGGAGAUUACGUUGGACUAUUUCAUGACGAAAAAUUAGACGAUGAUUUAGCAUUCAACGUCAUGGUUAUAAACCUACAUGGUGAAAAUACUGAGUUCUACCCAAUAAAAGCUUUAAAGGCACCAAUCAAUGCCAUUCUACCAUAUUCCAAUGGUAGCUUCUAUACUUUCUCAAUUGCAGAGGGCUCGGAUGCAGGAGAUUAUGCAUUUGAAUUAGGAACAUUGAUAUUUCAUCCCGACCCUAAGGAUUAUGACCCAUGGUAUCAGUAUACACCAAUUGUAAAAACUCAGGAGAAUUUAUACAUAAACUUCCAGUGGGCAGAAUAUGAUCCAAUUAGACAUCUUGUUUAUGUUUUGAUGGGAAAUGAAAAUUCACCAGAUAAGUUACAGGCUAGAUUAUAUACUUUCAGUGCAUUCAACAUGUCAAUUGCAAUAACAAAUAUAGACGUAGAUCAGUUUACAUUUAGUUCCAUGCAUUUGGAUAAAAGAACCGGGAAGCUUUAUGCAGUCUCGCCUGGCCUUUUUUAUUCAACGAACGUUCAGUGGCAUUUGAUAGAAGUCGAUCCAUUAACUGGCAAAUCAGAAAGUGUUUUUCAGAUAGCUUCAUUUGGUUAUUUUGCACGAUACUAUGGAGGCAGUAUUUUCAAUGGUAUAAGUCCUGAAGGUAUUUUGUAUCAUGUCUUCAGACUAGCUGACACAGAUGCUGACGUCAUAGCUGCCAUUGACAUCUCCAAAAAAACAGUUACAUUUUCAGAAAUAACAAACUUAAGAAGUGUCCAUAACUUAGCGCUUGUGAACAUGCCAUAGAUUAGUAUAGUUAUGUGUUUUGUAAUUGAUUUUAUAUAAAUUUUGAAAGUUCA